AUGGAUGAACCCCUCGCGAUCAUCAACUCUUUUGCGUUCUGUGGUGCUCAUGGCUGCGAAUACUGUCAUGAAUGCUACACCGACCAUCGACUCACCAAUAACCACCAGAUUAUGGAUCAACUAUGCGCCGCUUUCCCCGCUCUGACUGAAGAUCAUUUCCUGGACCGACAACCAAUCUCAUAUGUUUUCGACAAAGCAGUGGCCCGAACUUCAGGAAAAGAGCCUGAAUACGAAUGCAAAGAACACCAUAUAUUGGACUGCUCGACUUGUUUUGACUGGGCAGCACUCGCCGUGGAAGAUAUGAAACGUCAAGCUCAAUCCAAGAGUACCAAAGUCAUAGCAGUCGACAUUACGAGAAAGGAAAAGCUGCAAUACCUCUAUAGCAUGGGCAUAGACCUGCCACUUACCACUCGUCUUCCGGAUGAUGCCAUAGAGAAAAAGUUCCGUAGCGCAAUAGAUGCUUCUCAGUCAUUUGCCACUCUCAUUGCGAAGUCACCCUUUGAUCCUUCGACUCUCCCUCUAUGGUCAAAGAAAACAUCCAAGACCACUUUGCUAAAGACUGUGUCACGAGGUAAUUUCGAGGAAGCGUUUGCCAAUAUUCGCGCGAGAAGGGAAGGGAAAGAGAGUGCCUGGCCUCUCUUUGAAAAUACCUUCAUGGAUGCUCGCCAAACUAUUAUGGGGCUUGCUGAUGGUAUUGACAAAGGUGUGAAGACAGCCCUGAUCCAGGACAAGGAUACCAAGUAUGCUAUAUGUCUUCGCGUUGUCGAAGUUCGUAUGUUGAAUGAGGAAACUCCUGUCAUGGUUGUCCUAUGUCGCCGUGGAACCCGUGAUGCCCCUGCUCUCGAAACGAUUCGUUGGGCCCAAGAGAUCAUAUCGAACAAGAAAUUGUCCUUGCUCAAGGUCACAGCCACUCCUGAAGAACAGAAGCUUCUUCUCACUGUCCUCAACAUGAAUGCUCGACGACUUCCUCCAGCUUACUCCGUCAAAAGAAAUUCAAGCGGAUCGGAGGCCACUUUUGCCUUAUCGUUCCUACUUCCUCUCGGACCGAUCAAUCAAAAGGAUAUUGGGAAAUUGACUCAUCAUACGGGUUGUGUGGUUUGCGGGAAAAAGACAGUAAGCAAGUGUUCUCGGUGUCUUUCUAUGGAGUAUUGUGGAGUUGAAUGUCAACGGAUACAUUGGAAGGAACAUAAACCGACUUGCAAUUCUUUACGGGGUGGAGAGUGGGUUCAAUUUACUUUCAGCGUGCAACCUCCCGAAAUGCGCCUUGCUGCAGCGAGGGGCGAGAAGAUCUCUAUGGUGACUUGGAACAACAUGUCUCGGGCGACCAUGGAUAACAUGAAAAUCGACCAUUGCGACGAUGAACCAGCUCUUCCACCGAAUAUGCAUUCGCAGAACCCAUUCCUGAUCAAAAUGCAAAGAGGACUUUUGGGGUUUAUGCCUCCGAUCAUGAUAUACGAUCGCACAAGGAGCAUUCAGGUGUAUCUGUGUCAUGAUGUCGAUCUGGAGGGACAUGAAAAGACUAUGGCGCAGAUGCAUACUGGGCAGAAGGGACAAAAAAUCUAUCGAUGGGCAAAGAGGACGGGUGAUGAUAAGUUGAGUGUUUGUCUCAACAAGGCUCCUCCUCAAGAUCCUCAAUGGUGA
Molecule: messenger RNA, 1641 nt
Organism: Lentinula edodes (shiitake mushroom)
Lineage: Eukaryota; Fungi; Basidiomycota; Agaricomycetes; Agaricales; Omphalotaceae
Exons: 4
Coding region: 1-1641 (546 amino acids)
Biological process (GO): regulation of transcription by RNA polymerase II
Cellular component (GO): nucleus
Molecular function (GO): DNA-binding transcription factor activity, RNA polymerase II-specific
Source: RefSeq, a predicted model, not a curated record